CCACAAUGACCGAAGAAAUCGACUACAAUAUUGUAAAGUGGCAAGCCCAACUCACUUCCAAGAUCCACCGAGAUCUCUACCCACUCUUGGAUCCUCACAACAAUCCAGCUCUGUCCGCAGCAGCAGACAAAAUUGCUUCCACAUGGGUCAUAGCUGGCUCUGCGGGCGUGGUGAUUACGGGACGAAACGCAGAUAAGCUAAGGAAGGUGGAAGAGCAGCUGGAGUUGUUGAAGAAAUCCGAGUUUCCAGGUGAACCGAGAACAAGGGUAUUGAGUGUGCCUGCGGAUGUGACGAAAGAGACGAAGGUGGCGAACCUCUGGUCCAGAGCGGGAAAAGAGCGGGGCCAAGUCAAUGUCGUCGUCAACAACGCCGGCACCCUAACACAAGCAAAGACCGGCGAAGAUGCGCCAGCUAACCUGUGGAGAGACUUCGAAGUCAACGUCAAAGGCGCCCAACUCAACAUCCACCACUUCCUCGCCCGACUCCCCUCCUCCAGCACCGGAACCGUGUUAGACAUCUCAACCGGCAUCCUCGGCGAAACCUACCCAAACUUCGCCUCUAUAUCCCCAGCAAACUCUUUGUGGCUAUGUACGGAGAGGGCGGAGUGGUUGAGAGGGGGUUUAGUGAGUGUGAACUGGGAUUUUGAGGAGAUGGAGGAACAUAGGGAAGAGAUUUGGAGAAGGUUUGGGAAGGGCGGGCAUUCUUGGGCAGGGAAGUCUUGA
This is a messenger RNA of Macroventuria anomochaeta, 722 nucleotides long. RefSeq lists its product as uncharacterized. Lineage: Eukaryota; Fungi; Ascomycota; Dothideomycetes; Pleosporales; Didymellaceae. The record is from RefSeq and is a predicted model, not a curated record. The transcript has 5 exons. The coding region runs from base 6 to 722 and encodes 238 amino acids.